Molecule: messenger RNA, 1253 nt
Organism: Sinocyclocheilus grahami
Lineage: Eukaryota; Metazoa; Chordata; Actinopteri; Cypriniformes; Cyprinidae
Product: DNA-directed primase/polymerase protein-like
Exons: 9
Biological process (GO): error-prone translesion synthesis; response to UV; mitochondrial DNA replication
Cellular component (GO): mitochondrial matrix; nucleus
Molecular function (GO): chromatin binding; DNA-directed DNA polymerase activity
Source: RefSeq, a predicted model, not a curated record
AUAGUAAUAAUUAUACUUUCAAAACGUUCCUCCAUAUACAAAAACAGUAUGUGUGUGAGAAGCUAGAGGAGGUUUAUGGUCUACACUGCUCUGCAAGAGAUGUCCUUAAUCUAGACUCCAGCACCUCUGAGAAGUUUAGUCGCCAUCUUAUCUUCAUGCUUCCCAGUGCUGCAUUCAAAGACAACUCUCAUGUAGGGCGAUUUAUUCAUGAUAUCCUGCAUCCUGCUCUAAAAAGCCUUCAAAAAAGCAAACCAGAGGCACCUACAACAGAAGUCUGUCCAAGAGAGAACAGAGAUGAUGUGGAUGGUUCUCAGGCCAAGAGAAGAAAGUAUGAAGAGAAGGAUCUUGACUUUCUUAUAGUGAAGAGCAAAAAUGGACAAGAACAACUUUUUGUUGACCUGGGAGUCUACACCAAGAACAGAAACUUCCGUCUCUACAAGUCCUCCAAACUGGGAAAGAAUGCAGCAUUUUGUGUGGCAAAAGACAACAAGUUUGUCCCAAAGCCCUCCAAGCACACCACAAAAGAAGAAUACAUAUUUUUAGCUUCCUUAAUCACCAAUAUCAGUUUCACAGGACAGAGGAUUUUGACUUAUGAUAUGCCACAGAAGAGUACAGCAGGAUCUCAGUGUUCGACCCUUCAGAUAGAGUCACACAGCUCUGAUCUGUUGGGUGAACAGAAGCUGUCUCCUUUUAAAGAGGUGGAUGAAUUUGUGCUGACACUUGUGUGCAAGGAUGGCAUUCAAGGAAGCAUCCGGCGAUGGAACUACUUUAUUGUAAUAUUAUGGCAUUUCUAUGUUUUUACAGGCUUCCCUCUGCCUCAAGAGGUCUGCAUGAGCCACCUACUGAUGGAGGAUGAAGAGGAUCAGGCAUAUUUAACGGAUGAACUGGGGAACAUUGAGCUUGCGCACAGCUCUGUACCCAGGACUGAUUCAACAGAGUCCUCCUCGGCUCCUCAGGCUGAGAAGGCUGAGGAUUGGGGAGAGUGGCCUGAUGACCCUGCUUAUCUGGAAGCUCUGCAGGAAGUAGAAAGGGCCACUGAAGAGGUACCCGAUGAGCUUCUGCUCCAGGCAGUGACUGAGUGUGAAUGAUGGCCUUGUAACCUAAAAGUCUAAAAUAUGUUCUUAAAUUCUGUUUCUUAGCAAACUGUAUUUUCUAAAUGUUCAAAGAUGAUUUAUUUCCAUAAAUUAUUUUAGGUUAUAUGACUUGGGAUAUUACAAGUGUGUAAAAUGUAUUAGAUUUUAUAUACAUGGAUA